Chinchilla lanigera (long-tailed chinchilla) is the source of this 567-nucleotide messenger RNA. Its product is annotated as ral guanine nucleotide dissociation stimulator-like. The record is from RefSeq and is a predicted model, not a curated record. NCBI's taxonomy places the organism in Eukaryota, Metazoa, Chordata, Mammalia, Rodentia, Chinchillidae. Gene Ontology annotation, biological process: signal transduction.
ACUGUAGCAAGCUCACUUGUCUGGAGACCUCAGACAUAACAGGAUGUUCUUGUCUUGUCUCCUGACUUCCCAAGACUCAGGUAUAGGAGGUCACAUAGCGGAGGCCUUGGCCACAUUUGGAGAUCAUUGUUCUCCCAUUGGCCUGGUCGCCGGUGGCCAUUUUCACAGAAUCCAAAGGAUGAAAAUGCAUCAGUCCAGAGCCUGGAAAUGCGCGGCUGUUUGGAAAUCCUCUUCGAGGAUGCACGCAAGAGCAUGGUGAAUGACCUAGUGCCUUCUGUGCUUCGUGGAGAGACCUGGUUCCUCCACAGAUUUUUCCAAAGCUACCGAUCAGUGGGCACCACACAGCAGGUGCUGGAGCUGCUGUUGAAAAGGUGUGACACCCUCAUGAACUCCUGCCAACAGGGCCGCAUCCUCGCCUGCCUUGGCAGAGGUGGUGAACGUCAAGGCCGACUCAGAGAGGAGCAGGUCCACCAACUACGGCCCCUCUACAACCAGCAGGUGGGUGACUGCUGCAUCAUCAGGGUCAGCUUGGAGGAGGACAAUGGAAACAUAUACAAGAGUAUUUUG